GCCUCCUCGGGUCUCCAAACUCCCGGCCAGGGCGCGCGGUGGCGUCCUCGCUCUCUAGCUUGCGCCCCCGCCCGUCGCCCGCGCGAGCCAGGCAUGAAUGCUGAGACUUGCGUCUCUUACAGCGAGUCGCCGGCCGCUACCAUGGACGCCUACUACAGCCCGGUGUCGCAGAGUCGGGAGGGCUCGUCACCUUUUAGGGCAUAUCCCGGUGGUGAUAAGUUCAGCACUACUUUCCUGUCCGCCGCCUCCGCCAAAGGGCAGGGAUUCGGGGACGCCAAGAGCCGGGCUCGCUACAGCGCGGGGCAACAGGACCUGGCGGCACCCCUGGAGAGCAGCGCCGGGGCGCGAGGCUCCUUUAACAAGUUCCAGCCCCAGCCGCCCGCCCCGCAGCCGCCGCAGCCGCCGUCACAGCCGCAGCCCCAGCCGCCGGCGCAGCAGCCGCAUCUCUACAUGCAGCGAGCCGCCUGCAAGACGCCCCCGGACGGCAGCCUCAAACUGCAGGAAGGCAGCGGCCACAGCGCGGCUUUGCAGGUCCCCUGCUACGCCAAAGAGAGCUCCCUGAGUGAGCCUGAGCUGCCGCCCGACUCCGACACCGUGGGGAUGGACAGCAGCUACCUUGGUGUGAAGGAGGCUGGGGUGAAGGGGCCCCAGGACCGGGCCAGUGCCGACCUCCCCAGCCCACUGGAGAAGGCCGACUCGGAGAGCAACAAGGGCAAGAAGCGGCGGAACCGAACCACCUUCACCAGCUACCAGCUGGAGGAGCUGGAGAAGGUCUUCCAGAAGACCCACUACCCUGACGUGUAUGCACGGGAGCAGCUGGCCAUGAGGACGGAUCUCACCGAGGCCCGCGUGCAGGUCUGGUUCCAGAACCGGAGGGCCAAGUGGAGGAAGAGGGAGCGUUUUGGGCAGAUGCAGCAGGUUCGAACCCACUUCUCCACGGCCUAUGAGCUGCCCCUCCUCACUCGAGCGGAGAACUAUGCCCAGAUUCAGAACCCGUCCUGGAUUGGCAACAAUGGGGCUGCCUCACCGGUGCCAGCCUGCGUGGUCCCCUGCGACCCGGUGCCAGCCUGCAUGUCCCCUCAUGCCCAUCCCCCUGGUUCUGGGGCCAGCGGUGUCACCGACUUCCUGAGCGUCCCUGGCGCUGGCAGCCACGUGGGCCAGACGCACAUGGGCGGCCUGUUUGGGGCAGCGGGCCUGAGCCCAGGCCUCAACGGCUACGAGCUCAGCGGCGAGCCGGACCGCAAGACCUCGAGCAUCGCGGCCCUCCGCAUGAAAGCCAAGGAGCACAGCGCGGCCAUCUCCUGGGCCACAUGACAGGGCCCCUCCCGUCCCAUCCCUGCCUGCACCCUCCCCCGCCUCGGGGCUCUGGCCGGCCCGUGUUUCCCAGGCCCCCAGCCUCCCACUCGACUUUCCUCUUAGGAACCUGGCCUGGGUGAGGGCCCUGACCCUCAGCACUUUCAACCACCCCCAGUCUGAGGCCCUGUGGACUGCGGGAGGGAGGGGACAGAUGGCCCCUGCCCUUCCCUGGCCCCAAGGCUGAGACCCCUGCUCCUGGCCAGAGGCAGCGGAGGAGGCCGGUGGCCGAGUUUUGCAGCUUUGCAUCCAUUAUAAGCUGAAGAGCCUUUCUCCCCACUCCUGCUCCCCCAGCCUGCCUGGUUUGACCAUUGAGUCAAGUUUAAAUUCCCAUCGAGACCCCCAGCAGCAGCUACAGCGCCAUCGCAUCUGUCCUUCCUACUUCUGUGUGGCCCCCAGUCACCAGGCCCAGGACUGUUUCUGAAGAACAGCCUCCUGCCCUCCCCUCGGAAUCUGACCUGCUGGACCCGAGGCACCUGCCUCCCUUCACCCAGGGGGGCAGAGACCCAUCCUGCUUGUCCCCUGUGCUGGACACACCCGGAGCGGGUAGGCAGAGGAGGGGGGAGCUGGAGCCCCAGAGCCCAGCUGUCACCCAGUGAUGCCGACAUCCAGGGGCAAGGGGGACAUGUCCCCACGCCCUGGCAGCCCGGAAACUCUGGGUCUGGA
Messenger RNA from Artibeus jamaicensis (Jamaican fruit-eating bat), 2019 nucleotides. It is a transcript of the gene ALX4, whose product is annotated as ALX homeobox 4. The transcript has 4 exons. The record is from RefSeq and is a predicted model, not a curated record. The coding region runs from base 94 to 1314 and encodes 406 amino acids. Gene Ontology annotation, molecular function: DNA-binding transcription activator activity, RNA polymerase II-specific; RNA polymerase II transcription regulatory region sequence-specific DNA binding. Gene Ontology annotation, biological process: regulation of transcription by RNA polymerase II. Lineage: Eukaryota; Metazoa; Chordata; Mammalia; Chiroptera; Phyllostomidae.